This is a messenger RNA of Aspergillus mulundensis, 3342 nucleotides long. Its product is annotated as ankyrin repeat domain-containing protein. Gene Ontology annotation, molecular function: protein binding. Bases 1 to 3342 code for a protein of 1113 amino acids. The transcript has a single exon. Lineage: Eukaryota; Fungi; Ascomycota; Eurotiomycetes; Eurotiales; Aspergillaceae. The record is from RefSeq and is a predicted model, not a curated record.
AUGUCUGCGAAGAUCCUGGAGGUCGUCUACGACCCGGAGUUCGACGAGCUGGAUCGGCCAUGCGUCUUAUCGUUCCAGGAAUAUGUUCGCAAGACCGGCAGAUGGCACCGGAAGAAGGAGAGGGGCUGGCCCAGACGGCCCAACCGAAUCGACUCCGUUUCGCUAACAAGCAUGCACGAGGCCCCGGCCUAUGACAAUCCGGCACCGGCCUUUGCGCCGAACCUAUCGCUCAAUGUUGGCAUCAAGAAACUCCACCCCGCUGUCUUCUGGGCCGUGGCCGUUUGCGGGUUCUUCUUGCAGGCGGGUGUGUUGGUAUAUGCUUGCGUUGCGACGUACUACCUUCACUGGGGGCGAAAUGGCAAAGAUGAGGAAUCUUACUCUUACGUGUGUCCACUCGUGCUCAUCGGCACAGUACUUGUCGGCACCGGUGUGUACCUCUGUGCAUAUUUGAUCGGCCAGAGUACCGACGAGGAAGUGUGGUGCAAGGGCGCGAGGCAAGACGACAGGGCAUCGAUACACUGGUUGCAGCCGGGGGGGCAAAGAGUUGGCGAUCAGACGUUUCACGCAUUCUCCUACUCUGACAAGGACAACCCCAAGGAUAUCCUGCAAGAGUAUACCAUCUCCUGGAGAAAUGAACAGUCACCAAAAGCACACUACACCGUGUGGGUAGCCGUUAGCAUCACGAUCUCCGGCUUCAUUCUCCAGUUUAUCGGGCUUCGGGGUGUGCAUUCGGCUGUCGCAGUGGCCCAACUCGGCGCUGUUAUGGCCAUGGCCAUUGCCCGAGCAGGUUUGCGCAUGCAGCGACUAACGCCGGACGCGAACGCACUCGCCAGCCACGGGGAGAUGAUCAUCGGCCAUGAGCUUGACUGGCUGGCUUUGCGCCUUGGACGAGAGGACAUCAAGCGGUAUAUUACGCGUACCCCUUCAUUGCCCCAAGACUUCUCAGGCCCAGAAACUGCCUUCCACGCCCGCUGGAUCUUUCACAGCGCGCCUUGCACACCGGUAGCACUCACAGGGGCGGGCCGGUUCGCUUCCAACAAGCCCAAUAUCGGGCGCCAAUUGCUGAGUCUUCGAGCUCGACUGGCAUCGCUUACGAUCCCGCCUUCGGUGGAUGCGAGGUUCAGUGUCUCGCCGAGCGCAUUCGAUGCGAACAUGGUUGAAGGGCGUCGUCGCGCAAAGUAUCUGGUGGCAGCUAUUGUGGCGGUUGCCAACACCGUUUUCUCCAACUCCACCAUGGUUAGGAUGUACUGGCGGACCGAAAGCACCAUGUGCUGGAAGUUUGGGUGCAAGGUCUCCUUGGUCGAAAGUGACUUGAUCCUCGAUCCGGACACUCCAGGCACCUAUCCAUCCAGACUGUCAAGGGUCCUUGGGGCCCCAGAUUCUAGUUGGCAAGCGUCCGAGAGCCUUCACGAGGAGAUGGAAGCAGCUUUAGGCUUAUGGCUUUGGGGUUUGAAGUGUCAAUUAGACGAUCUGGUGAUACAUGACGGUCAAGAUGCCUCUCAUGACUGGCGGAGAUUAGAGCGCCUUCAAGCGUGCACAAUAGUCACCGCGGCAGAGGACCAUGGAGGCAUUUCAUUACGGCUGUGGCAUUCGAGAUCAACCUUGUUGGAACAUUCAAGCAGAUACGAAGGCCAUCAUCACCACACCAACUCCAGCACACUAUGGCGGUUGGAUGAGGAACGAGACGCACACGUUCCAGCCAAAAUACAGAGCGAUGACAACAGUGAAUUGGAACGCGACGACGCUUUGAAUCGUGUGUUUGGGUGGUAUGCACUCCACCGUCAACCUUGUCCGGCUGGUCAACCCCUUAAGCUAGUUGCGUCUACUGUCAAAUCGAGCAGGCCACUCGCUUUCCAGUGUGAGCAGGAAAUAUUCGGCACAUUCGUCAUGGCUAUUCUCGCUACCAUCCAUGACCUCGGCCCGAUAACUUUGGAGGAGAUAGACGGGAGCUUCCAGCUGUCCAACAACCUGGUGGCGUCCCUCGUCCAAAUAUUUGUUGAAAACAAUCUAGGAUCUGAGGAGGACGCCUUGCUGUGUAUAUUGCCGGCGAUAUUGGCCCGCCUGAAAGCAUCUUCUUUGCAAUGCGCGAUUGAGGCAGCGAAGCAGACGGCAAACACUCACCGACGGGAGCAACGAUGGUCCAAGGCUCGGGAUGUUCUCCAGUGGAUGUUCAACGAGAUAGGGCGGAUACCUCCGUCUGAAUUAAAUGGCGAUUCGCGCGACAGCAUGAUUGAGGAACUCGUUGGAGCGCUCGGUGAGCUCUAUCGACACGCACUUCGUGCGCCUGGACACUAUCAAUUUGGCAUUGAUGGUAUCAACCAGCACUUGGCCGAGUUAGACCGGUUUCCCCCGGCCGUCCCAAUCAUUAGUCGCUAUCUCGAGGUUGCUCGUAGGUUUCAUACAGAACCGGGAAGGGGUUCUCCUGGUUUCCUGUUGUCUGCUUUGCGUUCGAACGACUUGACGACCACGCUAAUCGGGCUUGCUCACUUGCAACCCCCGGACGACGGGGACACAGUGGGGGAUGCCCUUUCAUUAGCAGCUCGGCUCGGGUGGUCUGAAGUCGUGCUGAGCUUACUUGAGCUGGAGUCUCGGCCUGACGACUCUACCAUACCAAACACGCGCUACCUAUACAACGCUCCGCUGGUCGACGCCAUAAAGAGUGGAGACGUCCACACCGUCAACAAUCUACUGACACGAUGUAACGAAGAUAUCCUAGCGCCAUUCAAAAAGAAACAAGCUAUUCUGGACGCUGCAAAAAUGGGGCAUGUCCUCGUGGCGGAGAGGCUACUAGGAAUAACCCACACCGCACUAGACGCAAGUCCCUUGAUAUCAGCCGUUGAACAGGGAUACACGAGGCUUUCGGAGGUUUUGAUAGCAAACGGCGCCGAUGUAAACGCGCGGAAUGCGUGCGGGAGGACGCCGUUAUAUAUAGCAGUCGAGAGGGACAACGUUCCUAUGGUCAGGACGCUUCUUGACAACGGAGCAGACACGGAACUGGCCGAAGAGACAGGAACACCCCCACUUGUCAUGGCAGUGGUAUGGAAACACCUGAAAAUCGUCAGGCUGCUCGUGCAAAAUGAUGCCAAUGUCAAUGCGCGCCACCAGUAUCUUCGUACUCCGCUCCAUUGGGCCGCGGCCGAAGGCCACGGUGUGAUUGCCAAUCUGCUUCUUGCAAACGGGGCGAACACCGAGACUGUGGAUGUCGAGGAUCAAACGCCGCUGAUGUACGCAAAGCGUUACGGUCAUGUGAACAUUGUGGAUAAGCUGGAGUGGCAUAAGAAGAAGACUGCCUAUGUUGGGACCGGGAGUAUCAACCCCUCUUCUACAUCAGCGGCCGCAUAG